Molecule: messenger RNA, 3043 nt
Organism: Juglans microcarpa x Juglans regia
Lineage: Eukaryota; Viridiplantae; Streptophyta; Magnoliopsida; Fagales; Juglandaceae
Product: ribonuclease II, chloroplastic/mitochondrial
Exons: 15
Coding region: 214-2595 (793 amino acids)
Biological process (GO): mRNA catabolic process
Cellular component (GO): exosome (RNase complex); P-body
Molecular function (GO): 3'-5'-RNA exonuclease activity; RNA binding
Source: RefSeq, a predicted model, not a curated record
GUAAAAGCAAAUCAACAAAAUCUCCAACGCCAGCUUUAGCUCUAUCAUCGUCGACACGAGCGCUUGAACUCGCUGGCAUUUGCUUCAUCCCUUUCAAACUCUCUCAGAACGACAAUUCCUGCUGCUCCUUCACGAACUGUUCUAGGGUUUCCUUUUCUCAAUCUUCUUUCACCUCAUGAAACUCCGAGGACUGAGCUUUUCUUCCAUUGGAUUAUGAUGGGGGUUCGAGCCGUUAACAGCUGCUCCAUCUUUCGCUCCGCUUCGUCUCCUCCUAUCUCCGCUGUCCGGUGCCCAUUUUUCACUUUCAGGAGCUCUUCGUUAAGCCGCCACCCCAAAUUAGGGUUCCUGUUUCCUGUACUCCGGCCCGAGAAAAAGUUUUUCGGCCAUGGCAGUGUUUGGAGUUGUUCGGUUCACAGUCUCGUAGACAUCGUCAUGGAAGAGCUAGAGUUCAUGCGCAAAAGGAAGAGAGUUUGCGCUGCCUCAAAGGUUGGCUUAACGAGCAGUGGAAAGCUUCUUGAAGAUAAGCUUGUGAACAGAGCGAUGGAGAAAGGGUUGCUGCUGGAGUUCAAGAAGGAUUCUGACAGGGUCUUGCUGGCAGUUGCACAGAGACCUGACGGCAAAAAGAAUUGGAUGGUGUACGAUCAGAAUGGUGCCACAUCCUCCAUUAAACCACAACAAAUUACGUAUAUUGUUCCAGGCAUUGAGAAUUUUGAUCACGCGGGGCUUUCAAAUUUUAUUCGUAAAGCACAGGAUAACUUGGAUCCGGCACUUCUAGAGUUUGCUUGGGUUGAGCUUCUAGAAAAAAAUAAAUCAGUGACAACUGAAGAAUUAGCAGAGAUGAUUUUUGGUAGCGCUGAGCCUCUUGAAAGCUAUUGUGCGCACCUUUUGCUGUCAAAAGAUGAAUUAUACUUCAGUGUACUUGAGACUAAAGGUUCACGUUCUCUUUAUGGGCCUCGACCUACCGUGCAGGUAGAAGAACUUUUACAAAGGAAACUUGCAAGGGAGGCUGCUGAGAAAGAACUUCAGGAGAUUGUACAAUUGCUGAAAGCUGCUAAGGCAAUGCCUUUAGAGGCUAAACCUCCCAAAUCUUCUUGGAUUGUUGAAGAUAAAAUUAGACACAUAAUUGAAUCUCUCGAAUCUUACGCCAUUGAUGCCUGCAAAAAUGAUGAGCAGAAGAAAACAGCUGGGAUGAUACUUAAGGCAAUGGGAUUGACAAAAACAGCAUCAUCGGCUGUAAAUCUCCUAAUAGAUAUUGGUUAUUUCCCUGUACAUGUCAAUCUUGAACUCUUAAAGUUCAACAUUCGUACUGAUCAUUCAGAUGAGAUAAUAUCAGCAGCAGAAAGCCUUCUGGUGGAGUCAUCUGAUCCAGAUGAAAUUGAUAGAAAAGAUCUCACUCACUUGAAGGUUUAUGCCAUCGAUGUUGAUGAGGCUGAUGAGCUUGAUGAUGCCCUGAGUGCAGCAAGGUUGCAAGAUGGCCGGCUUAAAGUUUGGAUACAUGUUGCAGAUUCAUCUAGAUUUGUGCAACCUGGGAGCUUAGUAGACCGGGAAGCAAUGAGAAGAGGAACUUCUAUAUUCUUGCCAACUGCCACAUAUCCCAUGUUUCCAGAAAAACUUGCUAUGGAGGGAAUGAGCUUGAAACAGGGAGAAAUCUGCAAUGCGGUCUCCGUAUCUGUUGUGCUGCGUUCUGAUGGCAGCAUUGCAGAAUACUCGGUGGACAACUCAUUUAUCAAACCCACCUAUAUGCUGACAUACGAGAGUGCAUCUGAACUGCUUCAUAUGAACUUGGAAGAGGAGGUAGAACUGAAAAUUCUGUCUGAGGCAGCAGCUCUGAGGUUACAGUGGCGGCUAGAACAGGGUGCAGUUGACACAGGCUCAUUAGAAGCACGCAUCAAGGUGGCUAACCCUGAGGAUCCAGAGCCUAUUAUUAAUCUUUAUGUUGAAAACCAAGCUGACCCUGCAAUGCGAAUGGUCUCUGAGAUGAUGAUACUCUGUGGGGAAGUUAUAGCCACUUAUGGUUCUUGCAAUAACAUUCCUUUACCCUACAGAGGACAGCCCCAAUCAAACAUCGAUAUAUCUGCAUUUGCACAUCUUCCAGAAGGACCCAUUAGGAGCUCUGCCAUUGUUAAAGUAAUGCGUGCUGCUGAAAUUGAUUUCAGGAAGCCUAUACGCCAUGGGAUUUUGGGACUUCCUGGUUAUGUUCAGUUUACAUCUCCUAUUCGCAGAUAUAUGGAUCUUCUUGCUCAUUAUCAGGUUAAAGCGUAUCUUAGAGGUGAUUCUCUUCCUUUCUCUGCUGGUCAGCUUGAAGGGAUGGCAUCAAUUAUAAACAUGCAUACUAGAUUAGCCAAGAGGCUGUUUGGCAGCAGUCUUCGUUAUUGGAUAUUAGAAUACCUGAGGAGGCAAGCAAAAGAAAGAAGAUAUCGUGCAUUGAUCCUUAGAUUCAUUAAAGAUCGGAUUGCAGCACUAUUGUUAGUUGAGGUGGGAUUUCAAGCUUCUGCAUCGGUGUCUGUGGGAUUACAUAUUGGAGAUGAAAUAGAAGUUUGGGUGGAAGAAUCUCAUCCUCGUGAUGAUUAUCUUGCACUUAAGGAGGUUAUAUGAGGGAUACAAAGAGAUUUUUUUGACGGGAACUUAUCAGGAAAAGCAUUUUUCGCUCAUGCUGGUGCUCCUAAGCUCAGACAGUGAAGCAGCCAAACAUCACUUUUCAAAAAGAAUGUUCCUAAAGGGUACCUUCUGUAGAAGCGAUUGCAACACUACUUGAAAGUGCCAUUUUGAGGUCGAACCAUGCCCCCCAUAGUUCUCACUUGUUUCAAUCAAGGCGUUGCUACUCGUUUCACUUGGCUGAUGAUGGCAUUAUUCCAUAGAUGGCUCACAUGGGUUGGUCAUGCAAUUUUUGGGGUCAGCAUAUACGUAUGUUGAUUUUGUUCUCGAGUAAUGUAUAACGUUGUAGAUUCUGUAAGCGUUGCUGAUCUAAUGAAUGUAACUUGUGUUAUAAUUGUCACAUUCUUCUCAUUUAUCUCAAAAUGAGAUAGCAAAGAUAUAUUCAAUA